This is a messenger RNA of Naumovozyma dairenensis CBS 421, 231 nucleotides long. RefSeq names its product Vma21p (gene VMA21). The coding region runs from base 1 to 231 and encodes 76 amino acids. The record is from RefSeq and is a predicted model, not a curated record. The transcript has a single exon. Lineage: Eukaryota; Fungi; Ascomycota; Saccharomycetes; Saccharomycetales; Saccharomycetaceae. Gene Ontology annotation, biological process: vacuolar proton-transporting V-type ATPase complex assembly.
AUGGCAGUAGAUAUCCCCAAAUCAGUCGUAAGGAAAUUAAUAUUUUUCACAGUGGCAAUGAUCACCUUACCCUUGGUUACAUUUUUUACAGUACAAAAAUUGACACCAAAUACUCUAAUUAGUGGUGGUUUGGCAGCUGCAAUGGCAAAUGUUGUGCUGAUUGCAUUUGUCAUAGCUGCGUUCACUGAAGAUAUUGAAGUUGAAGAAAUUAAUGAGAAGAAACAAGAGUGA